AUGUAUUCAAACUGGUCUCCCAAGCCUCCGGCGCUGUUAAAAACCAUUCAGCUUCUCGAUUGCUCCCAACAAAGGUCCCCCGCUGGAUACACAGCCAUUUUUAACAGCAUGGAUCAUGCAACAUAUACCGCGUACUAUGGCGACGACCAUUCCUAUGCUGGAGACCUUACCGGACAGGCAACCGAAGCCGAUGAUCUACUUGAUCCUUUAUUGAGAGAAUAUCUUCCUUCGUCAUCAAGACUACUCUUCGACCCAACUGGGCAGAGUCAGAGCUCUAGGCCUUCUAUGGCUCGUGCACAGACCCCCAUCUCCCUGGCAGAGAAAGUCGGAUACCUUGGUUUUGGAUAUACAACAGGCGGCGAGCCACUGUCGGAUUUGUGCGAGGACACCGCCGAAAACAACUAUGACGUUGGUAAUUGUACCACGCCUAAUGCUACUGCUACUGCUUCCAGCAGCAAGAGGCAUAGCAAGAUCAAGGCCAAGAAAUAUGUUUGUGAUUUCCAAGGUUGUGAGCUACGCUUUACCUGCCGGAAACAUUUGAAACGCCAUCAAAAGUCACGACAUGAUGAAAACCCUGAAAUCUUCAUCUGCCCACUAUGCCAAGGAGGGAACCCUUACCAAGGAAGUCGUAGGGACAACUUCGCCAGCCACGUCGAAAGACACACGAAAAACGAUGCUCCAAACGCAAAGGUAAAGUAUCACCCACAGGCAAAGGAUUACUUGCAUUCAAUCAAGAAUGGCCAACCUAUCGAGACGUUCAAGGGUGAUGACUUGUCUUGA
Pyricularia pennisetigena is the source of this 780-nucleotide messenger RNA. RefSeq lists its product as uncharacterized. Lineage: Eukaryota; Fungi; Ascomycota; Sordariomycetes; Magnaporthales; Pyriculariaceae. The coding region runs from base 1 to 780 and encodes 259 amino acids. The transcript has 3 exons. The record is from RefSeq and is a predicted model, not a curated record.